AUGUCUGUGAAUCGCUUCGAAUGCAGGUGCAAAGAAAUUGAAAAAAUGUUGCAGAGGUGUAUCGUCAACAACAAAGGAGUUAACAUUUGGGAUGUUUUGAUUUUUCGCAAAGAAGAAGGGUGCAGGAAAAUUCAAUUGAGUUAUGUGCAGAAUAGUAAGCAGCACUGUGAUAAUGGUAGCAGACACCAUGAAAGAAAGAUUGAAAAGCUUUGGGAAGAAGUAAGAGACCUAAGCCUAGGAACCGCCACCACCGGAGUAGAACGCCUCCACUCACCACCAACCCCACUCCAAUUCCUCCGCCACUUCGUCUCCCCAAACAAACCCUGCCUCAUCUCCAACGCCACCCUCCACUGGCCCGCCACCUCCCUCUGGUCCUCCUCCGACGCCCACCUCCUCCGCUCCCUCUCUUCCGCCACCGUCUCCCUCCACCUCACCCCCACCGGCCGCGCCGACUCCCUCUCCCCCUGCGUCGCCUCCGCUUUUAUCUCCUCCAUGCCCUUCCUUUUCGCUCUCCAAUCCAUCUAUUCUUCCGAUUUGGAUUCAAAUUUCGUCGCCCAUGCUCAGCAACAGAACGAUUGCUUUCGAUCCGAGUACUCUGCUCUUGCCGAGGAUUGCGAAUCUCACAUUCCUUGGGCUACAGAAGCCCUAGGUUGCUUCCCUGAGGCUGUGAAUCUCUGGAUUGGAAACCACCUCUUUGAGACUUCCUUCCACAAAGAUCAUUACGAGAAUCUCUAUGCCGUCGUCACCGGAGAGAAGCAUUUUCUUCUCCUUCCGCCUACUGAUGUUCAUCGCAUGUACAUUCGUAACUACCCUGCAGCUCACUACUCCUACCACAAGGAUACUGGAGAGUUCAAAUUGGAGCUUGAGGAUGCAGUGAGGUACGUGCCUUGGUGCUGUGUGGAUCCUUACCCUUCACCGGAGAAUAAAGAGAGAGAAAUGUCAAAAUUUCCUCUGUAUUUUGAUGGACCGAAGCGGUUUGAGGUCACGGUUAAGGCUGGGGAAAUUCUUUACUUGCCAAGUAUGUGGUUUCAUCAUGUUAGACAAAGUCCAAACAGCAGAGGACACACUAUCGCAGUGAACUAUUGGUAUGAUAUGCAGUUCGAUAUAAAAUAUGCUUACUUCAACUUCUUACAAUCAAUUCCUCACCCAUCAUCCCAUGGUCUGACACCGCAUGAAAUGGGAUUUGUUGGAUCAUCCUCAGAUACAUCUAUUUGUUAUUCAGGAGAUGAACCAGAUAUCAAUGCUAUGGAGAAGGUGAAUGUGGCUGAAAACAGAGGUGACAGUGACGAAGAAUGAAUAAUGAUGUGUUAAUGAGGGUGGUUUGAUCUUUGAGGAGCUCUUCGGUGAGAAGAUGCAGUGUAGAACAGAGAAAAGCCAGAACAUCUUCUAUGUUUGCAUCAUUGAAGUUUUGAACAGGUUUUGGGGAAUUUUGCCUGCUGGUUGAAGAUAUGGUGACAGAUCUUUCUCUUAGUAUUCUCAAUAGGUUGGGUCUCUUCAAAUAUUUUUUUGUAGAGUUCUUAUUGUCAGUGGGAGAGACUGCUGCUAAAGUAGGUUCAGUGAACGAGGCUCCAGCUAAAGAAUGGUUUGAGAAGAGCAAGAUGUAGUGAUGUUCUUUGAAGUACCAAAAGUGACAGCUAUGUUUUGAUUGGACAUUGGUGGUUUUAUUUUCACUUUGUGACUUCUAGUUUUGUUUAUUUAUUUUUCUUAAAUGAACCAAACAAAGGAAAAAGAGAGAAUAAUAACAAUACCCGUAUCAGAUUGCUUGGUCUUAGUAAUCACAUAACUCUGUAAUAUCAAUUUUCAAGAAAAUUUAUGAUCAAUGAUUAAA
Camellia sinensis is the source of this 1828-nucleotide messenger RNA. The record is from RefSeq and is a predicted model, not a curated record. NCBI's taxonomy places the organism in Eukaryota, Viridiplantae, Streptophyta, Magnoliopsida, Ericales, Theaceae.